AGAGUCUGGCCGGCCCUUCGUGAUGGCACAGCAGCUCCGGGAUUCCUGCCGCAAGUGGUUGAUGGCCGACAGUAGCGACGUCGAGGACGUGAUCGAUCGUGUGGUACUGGAGCAGUUCGUGGCCAAGCUGCCAAGGAAGACAGCGCAGUGGGUCCAGUGCCACCGCCCGACGUCGCUGAACCAGGCCAUCCAGCUGGCGGAAGACCAAAUGGUGGCGUGUCCAGGGGUCGGCGACCCCUUACCAUCUGCUUCUCUCUCUUCUUCUCUCUCCUCCCCUCCCCUCUCUCUCCCUAAAUCUGUCCCUCUCCCCAGGUCCCGUGGGGGGCUUCCGUCGAAGCUAGCCCCGAGGUGGAGGACGAAUUACGGGGCUGAGUCACCAGCAGGUCCCAGGGCUCCUCCCAGGGGUGGGACCUCGCCCAUGGGAUCCGUUCCCCAGGCCCCGGCCUCUCCGCUCUCUCCUCGCCAAUCGCUUGACCUACUUCCUGCCGCCAGGGUGGCGGUAAAGUCUGGGCCGGCCUGUUGGCGUUGCGGGGACCCAGGGCAUUUUAUCGAUAGGUGUCCGGUGAUGGAAGUGGGGACGUUGAUCCGGGUCCCCGACGCGCCAAAGGCUGCCCUCGAUCAGGCUGGCUUAUACCAAAUACCAUAAUUGGCGUGGAGAGACCGGAUAUAAGCCGAGUCACCGCAGAGAGAAGGAGAGAGAGACACGCUGGGACCUCGUUCUGCACUAGGGAAGCUACAACAGUGCUUUAAAGUUAUUGAAGUUAUUGACCGUGUUUAAGCAAUCGUUUGCUGUCUACGCCCAGAGGGCAUCGUGUUUUUCUUAUUUUGUAUUACUGAAUAAACGAGUGUCCCAGCAACAA
Carassius gibelio (silver crucian carp) is the source of this 860-nucleotide messenger RNA. RefSeq names its product zinc finger protein with KRAB and SCAN domains 7-like. The transcript has 2 exons. Gene Ontology annotation, molecular function: zinc ion binding; nucleic acid binding. NCBI's taxonomy places the organism in Eukaryota, Metazoa, Chordata, Actinopteri, Cypriniformes, Cyprinidae. The coding region runs from base 23 to 646 and encodes 207 amino acids. The record is from RefSeq and is a predicted model, not a curated record.